AUGGAGGUGAUGAGGAGUAAGAAUUUCAACAUUUACACUAAUGAUGAGCUCGAUGCAAUGGACAAAGAUACAUUACAAGAAGAGAUCGAUGAUCUUAAAGAUUAUCGUAUUCGUGAGAAAGAGUAUUUGUCACGUGUUAGAGAUCUUGAAGAAUUACUUCUAAUCGUGAUGAAUAUGAUUACUCUUGGAGAAAAUUCUGAGUUUGAAUUUUGCGACAGCUUGGAUCCUUUUUCUGAAGGCAUUAUUUUUAGUGUUAUGCCGCCGAAAAAGUGUUGGAAUAAUAUUUCUGAUGGAGAAAAGACACUUGGUUCUUUGGCUUUGAUAUUUACUCUACACCAUUUCAAACCUAACUUGUAUGUUCUGGAUGAAAUUGAUGCGUCAAUCGUUGUCAACAUUAUUAAAGAACGUACUAAGUUUAUCGUUAUUAAUUUAUGUGAUAAAUGUUUGGAUUAG
Messenger RNA from Funneliformis caledonium, 453 nucleotides. The record is from the annotation of a GenBank genome assembly. Lineage: Eukaryota; Fungi; Glomeromycota; Glomeromycetes; Glomerales; Glomeraceae.